Aspergillus homomorphus CBS 101889 is the source of this 524-nucleotide messenger RNA. RefSeq lists its product as uncharacterized. The record is from RefSeq and is a predicted model, not a curated record. Lineage: Eukaryota; Fungi; Ascomycota; Eurotiomycetes; Eurotiales; Aspergillaceae. The coding region runs from base 81 to 395 and encodes 104 amino acids. The transcript has a single exon.
UGAUAUGCCGAUACCAAUGACACUGCCAAAAGAAACCCAUCGCAAAUGAUACAAAAGAAGGGACACGAUCUCCGGGCGAAAUGGGUUGGAAUUCAAUGAAAAAAGUCCUACUGUCACAUUCUGUUCAGCUUUGUAUUGGCAGACUCUCUUUUUUACCCUUCCUUUUUUUUUUAUCUUUGUCUACGCGCUCGAUACCAUUGAUUUUGGUUGCUUGUGGUUAUAUUGUGUUGUCUUUUCUUGCCUUGCAUCUUACAUACUCCUCGUCUGAUUGGUCCGAUUCCAUGUUCAGGAAAAGAAGCUCGCUUGGCGAUAAGGUUAUUCUUAUUCUGCUCAGGUGUCUGGUAGGGUGGGGGGUUGCCAUUGCUAUGUUCAUAUGUGCUUCUAGUCACCUUUAGGGCAUAUCCCUGGGUCGGUUGAUGUUGCCUUGAAUGAUAUCCGAGGAGGGUCAACCUCGCAUUCUAUGGCAUAACCUGGUUGCGGCUGUUGCUCUGCUGCUUAGACUCCUAAUCAAAUACCAAUGUGUC